Molecule: messenger RNA, 3111 nt
Organism: Melanaphis sacchari
Lineage: Eukaryota; Metazoa; Arthropoda; Insecta; Hemiptera; Aphididae
Gene: RapGAP1
Product: rap1 GTPase-activating protein 1
Exons: 14
Coding region: 586-2772 (728 amino acids)
Biological process (GO): activation of GTPase activity; regulation of small GTPase mediated signal transduction
Cellular component (GO): cytoplasm
Molecular function (GO): protein binding; GTPase activator activity
Source: RefSeq, a predicted model, not a curated record
GGUCCGUCGUUAUUAUCACCAUCACUAUUAUUACUAUUAUUAUUAAUAUUAUUUAUAAUAUUAUAUUAUCGACGAGUCCCCGGUAGCGGUUUUCUUACGGCCGCCGCGUAAUACGAGUGCGGCGUGGGGCGAGCCCGCGAUAAGGUCGGCGGUAUUAUCGUACUGUUAUAAUAAUAUAAUAUUAUAUUGACAUCGUAAUACACGUUAAGUCGUCGGGCGUUAUUACCGCGUUACGGUUUAUUUGUUUUUCCCGAUUUGAUUGAACGCCGAUCCGAUCGGACGUCGGCGCCGCUGUUCGCGUACCAAAAUACUCGUGCCAAGAGAUUAUCGCGCGGCAGUUUUUAUUCGAAACUUUCCGUCUGCCAUCCGACAGAACACCGUCGUAGCGGCCCCGACCGUGUCCGUUUUUUUUUUUUUUCCGAAAUCGUUCGUUUUUGCCGGUUGGUGCGCGUCUUGUCGUUUGCCGUCGUCGUUCGGACCGCGCGCGCGUAAUUUAUCGACGCGUGUGCGGGAGUGAGCUACAAUCGCGGGGGCGAUCCGCCAUCGAUCAUGGUUUGGCGCGCGUGCGGUGACGGCUGAUACGAAAUGAUCGACAUGCAGAUGAUCGAUAGGCUGACCCAAGACGACAAAAAAGACGGGCGGCAGCAAUCUGAUGGACAGCUUUAUUGUCAGCAUGUCAGGACCUGUGCCACCACUGGACAUCAUAAAACCAAAUGUGCGACUCAAGACUUGUUUGAAUUACUCGAAAGAGUUCAGAGCAACCGAUUGGAUGACCAGAGAUGUGUUCUACCACCGUACUUCGCUCAAACAUCUAGAGAUGAGCGGACGAAUAGUGUACCGACGUCGGAAGCGGCCGGAAAUGGAUCCCGUGAACUUUUAGAGGAAACAUUGAAGGGUCCUAAACCAUAUCCUAACAUCGUUCUACCGACCGGCGGUGGUUUCUGGAUUGAUGGCCAGGACCAAAACGAUUACGAGCCUGCUGCUUCUUCUAGUGGAACCUGUACAUGGAAUAAUAAAAUCGAAACCGAUGACACAGCCAAAGCCUAUCGCAGAUACUACAUGGGAAGGGAACACUUCAACUUUGUCGGUACAGACGAUCAGCUGGGUCCGGUGCUGUUGAGUGUGAAAACCGAAAGUGUAGCUUCCCAAGAGCAAACCAGACUCUUGCUGCGGCUGCGGACUGGCACCACGCAUGAACUGGUACCUUCAUCAUGUGCCGUUUCAGCGCUCCACCAUAUGGCCAGGUUGUUGAACGAUCAGCUAUCAGUUACCAAUAUGUCACCCAUUUUGAGUUGUAAAACGUCUCAACUAAUUGCCGCCUACGACGAACAUGUUCUUGUGUCGCACUUCAAAUUUGGUGUAUUAUAUCAAAAGUACGGCCAAACUAGCGAGGAAGAAUUAUUUUCUAAUCAACAUACUUCGCCCGCGUUCGAUCAGUUCCUCCAAUUACUUGGCCAACGAAUACAACUGAAAGACCACAAAGGGUACCGAGGUGGUCUAGACACGCAGUUUGGUCAAACUGGCGACGAAGCUGUUUAUCAAGUGUUCAAAGACAGAGAAAUUAUAUUCCACGUAUCUUCUUUGCUUCCGUACACCGAUAACGAUCCUCAACAAUUGCAAAGGAAAAGACAUAUCGGUAAUGACAUCGUGGCAAUAGUUUUUCAAGAAUCUAAUACCCCGUUCACUCCAGACAUGAUAGCGUCACAUUUCCUACACGCCUACAUCGUCGUCCAAGUGAUCGAGCCCAACACUCCCAAUGUUAGGUAUAAAGUCAGCGUGACCGCCCGAGACGACGUGCCCUUUUUCGGACCCACGUUGCCUAAUCCGGCCGUGUUCAGACACGGACCAGAUUUCAAACAGUUCCUUCUCACCAAACUUGUAAAUGCAGAAAACGCCUGUUACAAGGCCCACAAAUUCGCCAAGUUGGAGUUGAGAACCCGAACGUCUUUAUUGCACUCAUUGUGCGAGGAGUUGAAAGAUAAGACCAAAGAUUUUCUGGGACACAACGAAGGCGGCAGUAGCGGCACCAGUGCCGGGACGGGCGGUUCGAGUGGUGGUCUAGGCGUCGAGUUGACUAAGUCGACGGCCUCGUCGUCGUCGUCGUCGGAAUGCGGUAAUGGUACUAUCUCAGGAGCAGGCAGCAGGUUCAUAGAUACGGUACGCAAAGCGCUCAUAGCACGGGUGAAGACCCAAACGUUGUCUAACGUUGAGGCGAACAACAACGUGUCGGGCGGCCUAUCCAAGAAGACCAGCAGUUGUUCGGCAGACGGUUCCAUACCGAGCUUUGGCAGAUCGUUGUCGAAGAGCAGCAAAAAGAGUUCGCCCUCAUCACCUAUAUCCAGUCCGGACAUCCAUCCGGUGCACAGGACUUCCAGCGGAGCUAGCCGCGUGGCCAUGUCAGAAAGCGAUUCGUCGUCGUUGAACAGCGUCGAACUCGAUGGUUUGGGCAUGGCAGGGGCCGUGGAUAGCGACACCGGUCUGGAGAGCAUGUCGUCGGCUGAGACGCCCAGCGGCAAGCCAUGCAGCAUGUGCUGUUGUGAUGCACCGAACAACGACUCCCGGGUGGAAGGUCUCCGGCAAGAAGUAACCAGGUUAAAGUGCGACAAACUAGAGCUGUUAAGGCAGAAUGUGAGUUGUCAACAUGAAAUAAAGAGGCUACGAGAAAAAGAACUGGUACUACAGUCGGAACUCACGUCCGCGUCCAAGGAGAUUCUUAGGUUGAGGGAACUGUUGAAAAACUACACCACCAACCCCAACUCGUCGACUGUUUGAAUAUAGAAUACCUACCGAUUUGGCGACGAAGGAAGAUAUAAAACUAUCACUUGUCGUUCACUCGCACCGUUGCAAAAUUAUUUAAGGUCUGCGGCAAAUAUUUCUUCUUGGACAACCAUCUAUGGCCACCAGUGAAUAAUAAUAUUCCAUCUUACGAGAUGGAAAUAAUAUAGCGUAACGCGAUACCAAAGUAUUACAUAUUAUAUAAUUAUAAUUUUCAAAACGAUUUGAAUAUAUCGUUAUUAAUCUAUGUCGGAUUGUAUUUAUACCUACUAAAAUUAGCGUUAAUAAUGUAAAUCCAUUGUUAUAUUUAUUUUUAAUUGUGCUUGUAAUCGUUAA